GCUGGGAGAAGGUUCUGCCCUCCUUCAUCCAGACAGCAGAUCCCAUCCUAGGUCCUUAGAGAAAAGUGCUUGGAGGGCUUUCAAGGAGUCACAGUGUCAUCACAUGCUCAAACAUCUGCACAAUGGCGCGCGGAUCACUGUGCAGAUGCCGCCUACAAUCGAGGGCCACUGGGUCUCUGCUGGCUGUGAAGUAAGGUCAGGCCCAGAGUUCAUCACAAGGUCCUACAGAUUCUACCACAAUAACACCUUCAAGGCCUACCAGUUUUAUUAUGGCAGCAACCGGUGCACAAAUCCCACCUACACACUCCUCGUCCGGGGCAAGAUUCGCCUUCGCCAAGCCUCCUGGAUCAUCCGAGGGGGCACUGAAGCCGACUAUCAGCUGCACAACGUCCAGGUUAUCUGCCACACCGAAGUGGUGGCCGAGAGGCUCAGCCAGCUGGUGAACCGCACGUGCCCGGGCUUCCUCGCAGCUGGAAGCCCCUGGGUGCAGGAUGUGGCCUAUGACCUCUGGCGGGAGGAGAACGGCUGUGAGUGCACCAAAGCCGUGAACUUUGCCAUGCACGAGCUCCAGCUCAUCCGGGUAGAGAAGCAGUAUCUUCACCACAACCUAGACCACCUGGUCGAGGAGCUCUUCCUCGGUGACAUUCACACCGACGCCACCCAGAGAAUGUUCUACCGGCCGUCCAGUUACCAGCCACCUCUGCAAAAUGCCAAGAACCACGACCAUGCCUGCAUCGCCUGUCGGAUCAUCUACCGGUCAGAUGAGCACCACCCUCCCAUCCUGCCCCCAAAGGCUGACCUGACCAUCGGCCUGCACGGGGAGUGGGUGAGCCAGCGCUGUGAGGUGCGCCCUGAAGUCCUCUUCCUCACCCGCCACUUCAUCUUCCAUGACAACAACAACACCUGGGAGGGGCACUACUACCACUAUUCGGACCCCGUGUGCAAGCACCCCACCUUCUCCAUCUACGCCCGGGGCCGCUACAGUCGUGGUGUUUUGUCCUCCCGGGUCAUGGGAGGCACAGAGUUUGUGUUCAAAGUGAAUCACAUGAAGGUCACCCCCAUGGAUGCGGCCACAGCCUCGCUUCUCAAUGUUUUCAAUGGGAAUGAGUGUGGGGCUGAGGGCUCCUGGCAGGUGGGCAUCCAGCAGGAUGUGACGCACACCAAUGGCUGUGUGGCCCUGGGAAUCAAACUACCUCACACAGAAUAUGAGAUCUUCAAAAUGGAGCAGGAUGCCCGGGGGCGCUACCUGCUAUUCAACGGCCAGAGGCCCAGCGAUGGGUCCAGCCCAGACAGGCCGGAGAAGCGAGCCACAUCCUACCAGAUGCCCUUGGUCCAGUGUGCCUCCUCUUCGCCCAGGGCUGAAGACCUUGUAGAAGACAGCGGAAGCACCCUGUUUGGCCGGGCCCCUGGGAGGAGUGCCCAGGCCCUACUGCUUGCUGCGCUCGCCAGCCUGUUGACUCUACCGCAGUGGGACAUCCUCAGAUAGAAGUUGUUAGAAAGUUAUAUUUUUCCAAACCAAGAUUCCUUUACCAUUUACAGAUGUUCUUUACCAAAAGAAAGGACACUUAUUCUUUCGAUGCACUUGAAUGCCUGAGAACCGUCGUUCCUUUUCUCCUCUGUCUUCCUCCCAGCUCCCGAGUCAUGAGCAGUGAGCGUUUGAAGUUUCUGCUUUGAACUCCGUCCAGCCUGAUCCCUGGCCUGAGCAACUUCGCAAGAGCAAUUGCACUUUAACACAGCAGAGGUUCAGGCUAGUGUGUUUGGUAGCAGGGAUGAGAGCUAGGACCGCUUAUUUUUUUCCUCUUAAUUAUUAUUGUGUUUCUGAGUUGAACUUAGAAGAAACAGGUAUCAAGCUACAAGUUUUCCUGCCAUUUUACUGUGGUUGCAUCCUGUCCUUUUUUGAAAGUGUUUGACUCUCUGAGUUUUAUAUGCUGGAACCCAGCGCAGAGUUGGUGUAGGGCUGUGAUCAAGACACCUUUUGCUGAGAUGCGGAUGUAGAUAUGUACAUACAAGAAGACACGGGGUCUCAUAGAACCGCCUUCACAGCCUUUGGGCAAAAAAGGAGAGAAGCCGAGCUUUCAUUUCAGAAAUGUUGAAUGGAAAAGUGUCUGCGAUUAAAGUUUCUGAGUAAUUUAAGCAAUUUUUUUUUACAUCAGUUGUUUCACCUUGUUGAGAGGGAGACGUAUGUUGCAUGCUGGUUUCUGCCGGCUGCAGGAGGCACGCCGCCUCCUUGCUCUUAGUAGACAGGGUGAUUGGGAAGAGAGCAAAAGCAGUCCCACUACCAGACACACAGGGGCAGCGGCGCACAGCGGGAAGCAGUGUGCUAAAUGCCACAAGAAUGAUAAGUGCCUGUUCCUUGCACUUUUCCUUUUCGUGGGGGACCCAACCCAAGACUUGGGUCACACUGUCUGUUUGGGAGCAGGUAGAGGGAGCUGCACUCUAGCAUCCCUGUCACCUCCAAAGACCAGCAGGCAGAGCCAGAGCUUUGGCAUGGCGGCUGGCUGCUCAGAGGGAGGGUGGCAGGAUCAUCCAUCUCAGGAACUUGCUCCAUCAGUUUUUGAGGUGGCAUGCCGCUGAGGCAUUGUGUUGUCAUCUUAUUGGAUAUACCUCAGUGUCUUUUCUGUCCCUGACAUGGCUCUGCUUUCAGUGAGUCUCAGGGCACCCUCUGCAGUCUGCUUCUAUCUUGCAGAAGUGGCAGAAGGGCACAUGUGCCCAUGUCUGCUCAUUCUUUCGGGGUGUGAUGGAUGGUGCUGUCUAACACCAAGUGCUGUUGUUGUUACAGACUGAUGAAGAGAAACAGGGAGGAACCUAAAGCCUAGAUGGAACUAACCAUGACUAAGAUCAAGAGUCAUCCUUGUAGUUAAGAAUUAACUUUAUGAAAUGCUGUAGCAUUCAGUGUGGUGUUAAAUUAUAACGAUGGCAUGGAGUACCAAAGUGCUUUAUAUUUAGAUUCUAUUUUGUGGUGCAUACCGAGGGGGCUUAUUCAAAACGAAAAUACUAACUUAAUGUCUGCUAAGUUUAAUAAACAAAGAUGUCAAAAAUACUCUCACAAAAUACAUUCUAUCUGUGGAUCUAUUUAAUUAAUACUGGUACUACCUUUAAAGGACAAAAUAAAAUCAUGUGAAAAACUAUAUUCACUGCUAAAGCAUGCAUCAGUGAUUUACCAUAACUCAGUUUACAACCACUCCCCUAGACUUAGCUAUUUGCACUUCUUAAAGUACACUACACACACAUACACACACACAUACAGAGAUCCAAAUAUAUAGGAAUUAACAGGUACACAAUGUAUGAUAUGUAUAUAUGUCUGAGGGUUGACAUGAGAUUCACGUGGUUACAUCACUUGCUAAUACAAUAUAAAUUAUUACAGAGAAGGGCCAAUAUAAUUUAUUCACAAGUCACUGACAAACUUAGAUUUAUCCCUGUUGCUAUCCAUCCAUAUACAUUUUACUUUGCCUUGGUUGUGUCAUGUCAGCACAAAUAAAGUUCUCGAAAGUAAA
This is a messenger RNA of Carlito syrichta (Philippine tarsier), 3494 nucleotides long. RefSeq names its product APC down-regulated 1 (gene APCDD1). The record is from RefSeq and is a predicted model, not a curated record. Gene Ontology annotation, cellular component: plasma membrane. Gene Ontology annotation, biological process: negative regulation of Wnt signaling pathway. The transcript has 4 exons. NCBI's taxonomy places the organism in Eukaryota, Metazoa, Chordata, Mammalia, Primates, Tarsiidae. Gene Ontology annotation, molecular function: Wnt-protein binding. Bases 104 to 1486 code for a protein of 460 amino acids.